This is a messenger RNA of Coturnix japonica (Japanese quail), 3180 nucleotides long. RefSeq names its product semaphorin 6C (gene SEMA6C). Gene Ontology annotation, molecular function: chemorepellent activity; semaphorin receptor binding. Gene Ontology annotation, biological process: axon guidance; positive regulation of cell migration; neural crest cell migration. The record is from RefSeq and is a predicted model, not a curated record. Lineage: Eukaryota; Metazoa; Chordata; Aves; Galliformes; Phasianidae. Gene Ontology annotation, cellular component: plasma membrane.
AAUGGGACAUUGUGGAGACACGGGAUGGGGGGUACCAAUGAAUGGGGCACCAAUGGGGCCCUAUAGCCGCGGUCCCGCGUGGGCGCUGCGGAGCCGCGGGAGGAGCCCACGUGCGCGCACACGCGGGAUCGAGGGGCUCAGCUCAUUACGGUGAUUAGCGCUAAUUAUAGCGCCGCCCGGUGGGGGGGGGGGGAGGAGAAGGGGCCGCGCAGCGCGGUGACACCGCGACCCCCCCCAUAGAAACAAACCCCACAACCCGAACUACCCCAAAUCACCGCGUCCGCUCCGCGCGUGGGGCGCCCACGAGUGUCCGCAACCCCUCCCAUCCCUGCCCAUCCAACUCCCCCCCCGCCCCGUCCCACUCCGUCCCGUCCGAAUCCGGCCCCGUUCCGGGGCGGAGCCGCUGCGGGAGCGCUCGGGGCGCGGCGCUCGGCGGUACGGGGAGCGCGUUGCGGUGCCACCUCUGGGGCCGCCCCGGCGAUGCCGCCCCGCGUUGCGGGCUCCCCCCCUCUCCCCCUCCUCGUCCUCGUGGGUCCCGCAGCGCUAGCGCUGUCCUUCCCGCGGGACCUCGAGCCACGCAGCGCCGUGGGGCUGCCAGCCACCGCCUCCUAUCCGCGCUUCGGGGGUCUCCGCGGGGACAACGGCAGCGCCGAGUUCGGCAUCGGCUUCCAGCGGAUGCUGCGCCUCAACGGGACGCUGCUGGUGGCCGCGCGGGAUCACCUCUACGCCUUCGCUUUGGGGGGGGACCCACGGGCGCUGUACCCACAACGGAGUGUCAGCUGGGAACCUCGGGACAGAGCCGGCUGUGCUGUGCGGGGAGAGGUGCAGGAUGGCUGCCACAACCACAUCCGUGUGCUGCUGCCCCGCGAUGCCCGGACCCUCUUCGUCUGUGGGACCAACGCCUUCAGCCCCGUGUGCCGCACCUACCAGGCGCUGACCCUACAGCAGGAGGGUGAGGAGCUGCCCGGACAGGCGCGCUGCCCCUUUGAUGCACGGCAGAGCAUUGCAGCCACAUUCGCUGAUGACCGUCUGUAUUCUGCCACCGUUGCCGACUUCCAGGCCAGCGAUGCCGUCAUCUACCGCAGUGUGCGCGGUCCGGCCCUGCGCAGCAUCAAGUACAGCUCCCGCUGGCUGCGGGAGCCGCACUUCAUCCACGCAAUGCCCCACGGAGCACACGUCUACUUCUUCUUCCGGGAGAUGGCAGCGGAGCUGGGGCUGCCGGGGAAGUUUCCAGUGUCCCGCGUGGGCCGCGUGUGCCGUAAUGACGCCGGGGGGUCCCCGCGGGUCCUGGAGCGGCGCUGGACGUCGUUCCUAAAGAAGAGGCUGCAGUGCGCUGUGCCUGGGGACGUCCCCUUCCACUUCGAUGUCCUGGAGGCCGUCACUGCGCCCCACACUCUGCACGGGCAGCCCGCGGUGCUGGCGGUGUUUGGGACACAGCGCAACAGCAUCCCAGGCUCCGCCAUCUGCGCCUUCUACCUGGCAGAUGUGGAACGUGCCUUUGAGGGACCCUUUGCUGACCCCCGCGGUGCCACAGCCCCGUGGCCCCCAGUACCCGAGGAGCGCGUGCCCCAACCCAGACCCGGUUGCUGUGCGGGGAUGGGGUCAGCCGCUGCCAUUGUCAGCUCUGGGGACAUCCCCGACGAGACGCUGUCCUUUGCCAAGGAGCACCCACUGCUGCACGGGGUGGUGGCACCCGCCGGGGGUCGGCCGCUCUUCACCCAAACCGGCACCAGGCUGACGCAGCUGGCGGUGGAUGCGGGCGCGGGGCCAUGGGGGAACCACACGGUGCUGUUUGUGGGGUCGGAGGACGGGAGGGUGCUGAAGGUGCUGACGGCCACGAGACGCCCGGGGGACAGCAGGCAGCACGGUGACACUGCGGGGCAUGGGGACGACAACAGCGGGGAUGGAGGCACUGAGGCGGUGCUUCUGGAGGAGAUCAGGCUGUACGAGGCAGGGAGGUGCCGGGGGCCCCGCGGUGCCAGCCGGGUGUUGGGGUUGGAGCUGCACCCCGAAGGCCAGGAGCUCUUCGUCGCCUUCUCGGGGUGCAUCAUGCGACUGCCCCUGAGCCGCUGCGCCCAGCACGGGCAGUGCCGCCGGAGCUGCCUGGCAGCGCGGGAUCCCUACUGCGUCUGGCUGCCCCCUGGGGGUUGCGUCCCCUUCUCUGAGGACCUCCCGGAUGGCUUCGAGCAGGAUGUGGAGGGGUCCAGCAGGCUGACAGGGACCUGUGCAGGUGCAGCAUCUGCAGGGGAUGGGGACAAUGGGGACGUGGCCCACGGGGUCCGCGGAGCAGUGCCGGAUGCGAUGGUGCCGGUACCGGUGUUGGUGGGCUGUGUGCUGGGCGCCUUUGUACUGGGAGCACUGGUGGCAGGACUGGGAGCCGCCUGCACCCGCCGACCAGCAGCACCCAAAGGUGCCCCUGAGCCCCCCAGCCCGCGCCCCCCGCCCGCCCCACGCCUUUACCCCCAGCUGCCCCCCCACAACGGGACCUGGGACCCACCCCCAGAGCCACUCAGCCCAGAGCCCAGCCCGGAGCCCCCCACCAGGACACCCCACAGUCUCAGCACCCCACAGCCCCCUGGCCCAGGACCCCCACUCAGAGCCACCCUGGAGUGCUCAGGAGCUGCAGGGUGGUCUCUGCCCCCCCCUGCCCCCAUGGCCAACCGGGUGCAGCCAGGUUCUGCCCCAUUGGCCCCAUGGGACAGAGACCCCCGGCGCCUCGAUGUGCCCCCCGACAGCCCCCCCCCACCCCGCAGACCACUGGCACAGACAUACUCCUUGGGGGGGGCAGUGAGACCACCUGGCACAGCACGCAGCCUCACCCGCAUGUACUCACUGGGGGCACCAGGGGGGGCACCACCGUGGGGUCCCCACCACAUUCCCCUACAGCGCUCAUUCUCCAUGAAGCCCCCCCUGUCCACAAAGCCCCCCCUGCCACCCAAACCCCCCCCAGUGCCCUGAGUCCCCGCAGGGUCCCCUGUGCUGCAGGGUCACAGGGCAGUGUCCCCUCUCCCACCACCCCCAGGUGACAAAUGUCCCUAUAGGCCCCCCCCAUCCCCCCCUCUGAUGGGGUCCCUCAUGUUCCCACCUCCCCAUCUUCCAUUUUUUCUCUCCUAAUUUAUUCAGCACUGUGGGGGCAAUGGGACCACCCCGGCGGGGGGCAGGAUGGGGGAUCUGGGGGGG